AUGCCGAUGACUACUUUUGUGCUGCCUCAGCGUCGGUUGAACUGCAGGGAGUGUACGCACUUGAUUCUGUUCUCAUCGUGGCACCUCUUUAUCACUGAUGAUAGAGAGAUCUGUGCUACCGCAGGAGCGGCAUGUUGGGAGGAGGAUGGGUCGGGAGGCCCUUGGCGGUACGGUGCCGAUGCCAUAGCCUCGCUGUCCGCUACCAACUUUAGUUCCUUUGCUGUUUUGGACCAGUUCAUAGACAUUCUAUUAAAUCGCAGAGCUUUCGCCAGCGUGGAAAGAAUAACGAUUGCUGGUCACUCUGCUGGUGGGCAGUUUGUGCAACGGUGGUCCUUACUGACAAGAAUGUGGGACGAUCGCUUUCAUGGUGUGGUUGCGAACCCUUCGUCCUACGCUUUUUUAACACCGCUAAGGUCUAUACACGGUAAAUGGCAGCUUCCUUCUACCCGCUGUAACCAAUACAAUCAAUGGGAAUGGGGAGUUGCCGUAGGAGGAAACUAUACGGUACCCUACGUAGAUGGCGUUUUACAUCGGCUCGAUUUGUCGACCUUGAUUCAUCGCUUUGGUAAGCGUUCCAUGUAUUACAUGGUAGGAAGUCAAGACGUGUGUACAGUUCCCGGAAACUCUAAAGGAUGGUGCUCUUCCCACGGCCUUGAAUCAACAUGUAUGGAUCGGAUGCAAGGACGAAAUCGGUGGGAACGAAAUUCUCGUUACAUGGACUCGUUACGUCUGGUCGGUGUUGGGGAAACACAUAACAGGAUUGUUGUCCCGGGAGUGGGGCAUGACCACAGUCUCAUGUUCAAUAGCAAACAAGGUAUAGCAGCUAUAUAUGGUAGCCAUGUCGUCGCAGGAGCGAUGUAA
Molecule: messenger RNA, 861 nt
Organism: Phaeodactylum tricornutum CCAP 1055/1
Lineage: Eukaryota; Bacillariophyta; Bacillariophyceae; Surirellales; Neidiaceae
Exons: 1
Coding region: 1-861 (286 amino acids)
Source: RefSeq, a predicted model, not a curated record